This is a messenger RNA of Trematosphaeria pertusa, 1988 nucleotides long. RefSeq names its product MFS multidrug transporter-like protein. The record is from RefSeq and is a predicted model, not a curated record. Gene Ontology annotation, biological process: transmembrane transport. NCBI's taxonomy places the organism in Eukaryota, Fungi, Ascomycota, Dothideomycetes, Pleosporales, Trematosphaeriaceae. The transcript is spliced from 4 exons. The coding region runs from base 77 to 1873 and encodes 598 amino acids. Gene Ontology annotation, molecular function: transmembrane transporter activity.
UGCUUUCUCCCUUGCACUUCCUCUAUGCACGAGAAUCGCUCUACGGCCGUCUCCUCGGCCCUCUGUUCAAGCAGCCAUGGCAGAAUCGACGCAAUCCAUCACGACGAGCAACUCGGACCGGCACACCAUGGAUCCCAGAUCAGACAUCGAGCUGGUGGACAAGGCCGGGCUAGAAGGCGAUAAUCCGCAGGCAGAAGCGAUGCAAGCCAAUACGAGUGGCGCUGCAGGCGAAGAAGGUCCUCCCACGGGCGACGUCCUUCAGCCUGCAGCCAAGAGCAGCAGGCUACAGACGGUCGUCUUGAUGGGCACUCUAUGCUCAGCCGUCUUCCUCGCCGCCCUGGACAUCACCAUCGUCUCCACAGCGGUGCCGACAAUUUCGGAGCACUUCCGCUCCACAUCGGGAUACACAUGGAUCGGCUCAUCGUUUCUGCUGGCCGCUGCCGUGGUGGCGCCCAGCUGGGGCAAGUUCAGCGACAUCUGGGGCCGCAAGACGAUCCUACUUAUCGCCGUUGCCGUUUUCUUUCUCGGAAGCGCACUUUGUGGCGCGGCGGUUAGCAUGACGAUGCUUAUCGUCGGUAGGGCUGUGCAAGGUGCGGCUGCUGGCGGCUUGCUGUCGCUUGUGUCUAUUGUGGUGGGAGAUCUCUUUUCGCCGAGGAAACGCGGUAAAUACUACGGAAUCGUGGGCAUGGUAUGGGCAGUGGCCUUCACACUAGGUCCGCUGAUCGGGGGUGCUUUCACAAAAGGCGUGUCGUGGAGGUGGUGUUUCUACGUCAACCUACCAAUCUCAGGGGCCGCCUUCAUCCUCAUCAUUUGGCUACUCAAAUUACACACGCCAAAGACGCCGCUCCUCGCCGGCCUCAAGGCCAUCGACUGGACGGGCAGUCUCGCUCUCGUCGGCGGCACGCUAAUGUUCCUCCUGGGGCUCACCUUCGGCGGCACCUUCCACCCCUGGGGCUCCGCCAUCGUAGUCUGCCUUAUCCUCUUCGGUGUCGUCACCAUAGUUCUUUUCUUCGGCGUGGAGCGCUUCUUCGCCCGGUACCCCAUCGUCCCAGUGCAUCUAUACGGCAACACGUCCAACCUCGCCGUCAUCGUCGUCAAUCUCUUCCACGGCAUUACCUUCACGCAGAACACGUACUUCCUGCCGCUAUACUGCCAGUCAGUUCUCGACGCGGAGCCGCUUCUCUCAGGCGUGCUGCUGCUGCCCUUCGCGGUGGCCAUGUCCAUAGCCACAGUGGGCGCGGGCCUCUACGUCAAGAAGACCGGGCGCUACCUGGACUGCAUCCGCGGCGGAUUCGCCCUCCUCCUCCUCGGCCAGGGCCUCAUGUACGACCUGCCCGACGGGAAAACCUGGGCCAAAAUCAUUCUAUACCAGGUCCUCCCGGGGCUCGGCGUCGGCCUCAACUUCCAGCCGCCGCUCAUCGCGCUGCAGAACAACGUGCCGGGCCAGGACAACGCGGCGGCAACGGCGUCCUUCGGGCUGGUGCGCAACGUCGCGAGCGCCAUGGGCGUCGUGAUCGGCUCCGUGGCUUUCUCGAACAAGAUGCAGGAGCAGCACGAGCAGCUCGUCGAGGCGUUGGGCACGCAGACGGCGGAUUUGUUCUCUGGGAGCAAUGCGCAGGCUAAUGUGCUGCUCGUCAGGACGCUUCCGGGCCCGCAGAAGGCGGCUGUGCGCCAUGCUUUCUGGGCAGCUAUGCGUAGUAUAUGGAUUGUUGCGGUGGGGUUUUCGGCCGCUGCGCUGGUGGUAUGCGUCCUUAUCCGGUACAAGGAGCUGGGGAAGACGCAUGUGGAGGUGAAGACUGGGCUGGCUGGAGAGGAGGAGCGGAGGAGGAUUGCGGUGGAGCAGAGGGCCAGGAAGCAGGGUGCAUCAGGAUGAGAUAUAUGUGUGUGGUGCGGUAUGCGCUUCUGCGCGAGAUUACGUCGGAGAAGGGAGGUUUGCUUGCGGCUAGUCCCAGUCCGAUCGAGCAAGUGCGCAUCAUCCAGAUAUCCGC